Penaeus vannamei (Pacific white shrimp) is the source of this 674-nucleotide messenger RNA. The record is from RefSeq and is a predicted model, not a curated record. NCBI's taxonomy places the organism in Eukaryota, Metazoa, Arthropoda, Malacostraca, Decapoda, Penaeidae.
CAGACAUGGCCCCAGCAGGAAGAGCUUCGAGACAGCGGGUUUUCGUCGGUGCUGCGGUGCUGACGGCAGCUUUUAUGCUUCUGGUAACUAUCCGACUGAAGCGACAGAGCGGUGAUGACGUCAUGAGCUCUCGAGAAAUUAUGAAUGCCAUAAAGAAUGCUGUAAAUUAUGCAGUUGAUAACAGUUUUAUUUCCACAGCGAACGACGGAAAAAUUGCGGUUAAGUGGGACCCAAACGGUAGGACUUAUCGACUGUGGAAAGACAGUUCUUCUGCUAAUUGCUCUCAGUACCAAACCAGAUUUGCCUUGGGAUUGCCGAGGACGUACCUGGUCUCCUUUCCCGGUUCUGGCAACACCUGGACGAGGUAUCUGCUGGAGGCUGCGUCGGGGAUCUUCACUGGCGCUGUCUACAACGAUAAAGUGCUCAGACAAUCUGGCUACCUCGGGGAAGCCGACGCCCCGACAGCGGCCGAACCCUCGUCCAGAAGACCCACGGCAAGGCCUUCUACAGGAGGAGAAGCACCAUGAAGGAGCGAUACGAGGUGAUAAGGGCGGAUCUUCCUUGCAUCCUUAUCAUCAGGAACCCGGCGAGAGCUUUAAUAGCCUAUUGGAAGUUCAUUCAGAUCCACACGAGAGACAGACAGAUAGCACAGUUGGAUGAAAAAAAAUUCAAGA